Auxenochlorella protothecoides is the source of this 330-nucleotide messenger RNA. RefSeq names its product Protein ApaG. The transcript is spliced from 2 exons. The record is from RefSeq and is a predicted model, not a curated record. NCBI's taxonomy places the organism in Eukaryota, Viridiplantae, Chlorophyta, Trebouxiophyceae, Chlorellales, Chlorellaceae. Bases 1 to 330 code for a protein of 109 amino acids.
AUGUCGGGUGGGUGUGGGGAGAUUGGACGGGGUCAGGGCGGGAGCACAGAGACAGUGCAGCUCCUGGGGCGGCACUGGAUCAUCCAGGACUCGCGGGGGGUGACCGUCACCGAGGUCCCACGGGGAACACGGGGCGUGAUCGGCUGCACGCCCAUCAUCAAGCCCGGGACCUGCUUCCAGUACUACAGCGGGACGGACCUUGACGAGGCGCCUGGCAGCAUGCACGGCUCCUUCCAGAUGGCGGUGCUGGACGACCGGUCGCAGCCGCUGGAGAGCUUCGACGCCGAGGUCGCACCCUUCCACUUCUGGCCCCCAUCCACGCCGGCUUGA